GGACAACAUUGUUUCAAAAUUAUAGUUUGCUUCACGCCAUUGCAACACAUUGCCUUUAAACAUGCUUCUCUUCUAUUCAUUGCUUUAAUUUUAGUUUCCUACACCCUAACAAUGCCAAAAUUACUAUUCCUCUUCCCUAUCCUCUUCUUCCUUUUCCUCCGACCACACCAUGCGGCGGAGGAUUUUGUCCGUCAGCCUGCACGACCCCUUGUUUUCACUCCUCAUAAUCGUCCACAGUCUCAUCCUCAACAGGUGCAUGUGUCAUUGGUUGGAGACAAUUACAUGAAGGUUUCAUGGGUAACCGACGAAAACGGUGUGCCAUCUACAGUCGAGUAUGGGAAACUUCCGGGGAAAUAUGAGUCAUCAGCCACCGGAGAACACACAUCCUACCGUUAUUUCUUCUAUAGUUCCGGGAAAAUUCACCAUGUCACAAUCGGACCACUAGAUCCGGCCACCACGUAUUACUACAGAUGUGGUGGCUCCGGCCCCGAGUUUAACUUCCGGACACCGCCGGCCACGUAUCCCAUUGAGUUUGUUCUCGCCGGUGACCUUGGUCAGACUGAAUGGACGAACACCACUUUAGAACAUAUUAAUGCAAGAAACUACGACGUUUUGCUCCUCCCCGGCGACCUAUCUUAUGCAGAUACACAACAACCACUUUGGGAUUCAUUCGGACGUUUGGUGGAGCCAUAUGCUAGCCGUAGGCCAUGGAUGGUGACCCAAGGGAACCAUGAACAAGAAAUAUUUCCGAUGAUCUACCCAAAAGGAUUCAAAGCCUAUAAUUCGCGUUGGCCCAUGCCAUAUAAAGAAAGUGGCUCGGAAUCAAACCUAUAUUACUCAUUUGAUGUAGUGGGAACUCACGUCAUUAUGUUAGGUUCUUAUGCUGAUUUUGGUCCUGAUUCUGAUCAAUAUAAGUGGUUGGCUAAUGACUUGGCUAAAAUUGAUCGAUCAAGAACACCGUGGGUGGUGGUGCUCCUCCAUGCACCAUGGUAUAAUUCGAAUUUGGCCCAUCAAGGAGAAGGUGAAAGCAUGAGACUAGCUAUGGAAGAAAUGCUGUAUAACUCGCGUGUUGACAUGGUUUUUUCAGGCCAUGUUCAUGCAUACGAACGUUUUACUAGGGUUUAUGAUAACAAUGCUGAUCCAUGUGGUCCGAUGUACAUAACGAUUGGAGAUGGGGGGAAUAGAGAAGGCUUGGCCAUGUUAUACAAAGAACCUAAGCCUGUAAUAUCAUUAUUUCGGGAAGCAAGCUUUGGACAUGGUCGAUUGAGAAUAAUGAACGACACUCAUGCUCAUUGGUCAUGGAAUCGCAACGAUGACUCUUCGAAUGUUGUGGCCGAUGGUAUUUGGCUGGAAAGUUUGAGAUCUUCGUGCUCAUGUGCGCCCAAAAUGGAACAAAAAAUGGAACAUACAUCCGGGAAAGAUGAGCUUUGAGCGAUUUAAUUACCAUAUGAUCAUAUAUCAUUUCUAUGUGGUCUAGUGUUAACUUUCUUAGUUUAAGAUAAAAUAGAGUUUCUUCAGCAAUGGUUGAAAAUGUAUACAUGUUGAUAUUUUAAUUAAAAAAAUGAGUAUUCAUUUUACAAAA
Lactuca virosa is the source of this 1582-nucleotide messenger RNA. Lineage: Eukaryota; Viridiplantae; Streptophyta; Magnoliopsida; Asterales; Asteraceae. The record is from the annotation of a GenBank genome assembly.